CACACUACCCCUCUGGUCCGGGUGGCCGAGGCGCUGCGCCGCGACCCUCAGUACCCUGCGAACAUGGCGCUGCGAGCGGCGCGGAACGUGCGGGCUGUGGCCUGCAGCCUGCGCUCGGCUUCGGCGCCCGCCGCGCCCUGCCCGCCGCGGCCCUGGCGGCUGGGGGCGGGCGCCGUCCGGACGCUGCGCACGGGACCCACUCUGCUUUCAGUGCGUAAGUUUACAGAGAAACAUGAAUGGGUAACAACAGAAAAUGGUGUUGGAACAGUGGGAAUCAGCAAUUUUGCGCAGGAAGCUUUGGGAGAUGUUGUUUACUGUAGUCUGCCUGAAGUUGGGACAAAAUUAAACAAACAAGUCCGCGACUCCCGCCUCCCGCGCUCGGCUUUGUGGCGCGGGGCGGUGACGUCACUUCCGCUGCGAAUCCCGCGGGCCCGCCCCCAGCGCGGCCGUAACCCCGGCAACUGCCAGCCGGCAGCCGCCUCCUAG
Propithecus coquereli (Coquerel's sifaka) is the source of this 486-nucleotide messenger RNA. It is a transcript of the gene GCSH, whose product is annotated as glycine cleavage system protein H (aminomethyl carrier). Gene Ontology annotation, biological process: glycine decarboxylation via glycine cleavage system; protein lipoylation. Bases 64 to 486 code for a protein of 140 amino acids. Gene Ontology annotation, cellular component: cytoplasm; glycine cleavage complex; mitochondrion. The record is from RefSeq and is a predicted model, not a curated record. The transcript has 4 exons. Lineage: Eukaryota; Metazoa; Chordata; Mammalia; Primates; Indriidae.